CGUCGUCGCGCGGCUGCGUUUGGCGCGCAGUGGCCGCAUCCGCAGGAGCGUCUGUGGCCCUUUUUCUCUCCGUGGCGCCGCCUCCUCGCUCUCUUUCUUCCCGCCGGGAUGUCGGCGUCGGGGCCCGGGGGGCUGGGCCCCGUGGCUCAAGGGCUAAAAGAGGCGCUGGUGGAGACUCUGAACGGCAUCCUGUGCCCGGUGCAGGGAGUGCGCGCCGCGGCCGAGGAGCAAGUGAAGGUGCUGGAGGUGACGGAAGAAUUUGGCGUUCACUUGGCAGAAUUGACUGUAGAUCCUGAAGGAGCAUUGGCAAUACGUCAGUUGGCAUCUGUGAUUUUGAAACAGUAUGUGGAAACGCACUGGUGUUCCCAGUCAGAUAAAUUUAGACCUCCUGAGACAACAGAAAGGGCAAAAGCUGCUAUUAGAGAACUGCUUCCCAAUGGGUUGAGAGAAUCAAUCAGCAAAGUGCGUUCAAGUGUUGCCUAUGCAGUUUCUGCAAUAGCUCAUUGGGAUUGGCCUGAAGCUUGGCCCGAGCUUUUCAAUCUAUUGAUGGAAAUGCUAGUCAGUGGGGACCUGAAUGCAGUACAUGGAGCUAUGAGAGUGCUUACAGAGUUCACGCGGGAGGUGACAGACACACAGAUGCCCCUUGUUGCUCCAGUUAUUCUACCUGAAAUGUACAAGAUUUUUACAAUGGCAGAGGUGUAUGGUAUUCGUACAAGAUCACGUGCUGUAGAAAUUUUCACCACUUGCGCCCAUAUGAUCUGCACCAUGGAGGAGUUGGAAAAAGGGGCAGCCAAAAUUCUGAUUUUCCCUGUGGUGCAGCAAUUCACUGAAGCCUUUGUGCAGGCCCUGCAAAUGCCUGAUGGUCCUACAUCAGAUAGUGGUCUUAAAAUGGAGGUUUUAAAGGCAGUGACAGCCUUAGUGAAGAACUAUCCAAGGCACAUGAUUUCUUCCAUGCAGCAGAUUCUUCCCAUUGUUUGGAAUACACUUACAGAAAGUGCAGCCUUCUAUGUGAGAACAGAAGUAAAUUACACAGAAGAAGUUGAGGACCCAGUGGAUUCUGAUGGUGAAGUUUUGGGAUUUGAAAACCUAGUGUUCAGCAUAUUUGAGUUUGUUCAUGCUCUAUUGGAAAACCACAAGUUUAAAAGUACAGUGAAGAAGGCUUUGCCAGAGCUAAUAUAUUACGUCAUUCUCUAUAUGCAGAUCACAGAGGAACAGAUAAAAGUCUGGACUGCAAAUCCACAACAAUUUGUUGAAGAUGAAGAUGAUGAUACUUUUUCCUACACAGUUAGAAUUGCUGCUCAGGAUUUACUGCUGGCUGUAGCAGCUGAUUUCCAAAACGAGAGUGCAACUGCUUUGGCUGCAGCAGCAACAAGACACUUGCAGGAAGCUGAACAAGCGAAAAACAGUGGUGCUGAACAUUGGUGGAAAAUACAUGAAGCUUGCAUGCUGGCUUUAGGUUCAGUCAAAUCUCUUAUCACAGACAGUGUGAAGAAUGGCAGGAUACACUUUGACAUGCAUGGAUUUCUAACAAAUGUUGUUCUUGCAGACCUCAAUCUGUCAGUGUCACCUUUUCUGCUUGGCCGUGCUCUUUGGGCUGCCAGUCGCUUCACAGUUGCAAUGUCCCCAGAGCUCAUCCAGCAAUUUCUACAAGCUACAGUUAGUGGUCUUCAUGAAACCCAACCACCUUCUGUCCGAAUUUCUGCAGUAAGGGCUAUUUGGGGUUACUGUGAUCAACUGAAAAUCUCUGAAAGCACCCAUGUCUUACAGCCUUUCCUUCCUAGUAUCCUUGAUGGACUCAUCCAUUUAGCAGCUCAGUUUAGUUCAGAGGUUCUUAAUCUUGUGAUGGAAACACUUUGCAUCGUCUGCACAGUUGACCCAGCCUUUACAGCAAGUGUAGAGAACAAGAUUUGUCCCUUCACAAUUGCAAUAUUUCUCAAAUAUAGUAAUGACCCUGUUGUUGCCUCUCUUGCUCAAGAUAUCUUUAAGGAACUAGCACAAAUACAGGCUUGCCAAGAUGCAAUGCAAAUGAGAUUGAUCCCAACUCUUGUCAGUAUUAUGCAGGCUCCUGCUGAUAAGAUUCCAGCAGGACUUUGUGCAACUUCUAUAGACAUUUUAACAACAGUUGUGAGAAAUACUAAGCCUCCUCUUUCAGAGCUCUUAAUAUGCCAGGGUUUCCCCGCUGUGGCUCAGUGUAGCCUUCAUACUGAUGACCAUGCUACUAUGCAGAAUGGUGGGGAGUGUCUACGCGCAUACAUCUCAGUAGCUCUGGAGCAGAUCGCACAGUGGCAUGAUGAACAAGGCCACAAUGGACUGUGGUAUGUGAUGCAGGUGGUGAGCCAACUUCUGGAUCCACGCACCUCGGAGUUUACAGCUGCCUUUGUAGGCAGAUUAGUUUCUACGUUGAUUUCUAAAGCAGGAAGUGAAUUAGGAGAGAAUUUAGACCAGAUUCUAAGAGCAAUUCUUAGUAAAAUGCAGCAAGCGGAAACACUUACUGUAAUGCAGUCUUUGAUCAUGGUAUUUGCUCACCUGGUUCAUUCUCAGCUGGAACCACUACUAGAAUUCCUUUGCAGCCUACCUGGACCAACAGGCAAACCUGCUUUAGAGUUUGUAAUGUCAGAGUGGAUGAGUCGGCAACACUUGUUUUAUGGACAAUAUGAAGGCAAGGUCAGCUCUGUAGCCCUGUGUAAACUCCUCCAGUAUGGUAUCAAUUCAGAUGACAAACGUCUUCAGGAUAUAAGAGUAAAAGGGGAGGAAAUAUUUAAUAUGGAAGAAGGAAUACGCACACGAUCAAAAGCAGCUAAAAAUCCUGAACGUUGGACAAACAUUCCAUUGCUAGUUAAAAUCUUAAAGCUAAUAAUAAAUGAACUUUCUAAUGCAAUGGAGGCAAAUGCUACUCGACAAACGGCUGCAGAAUGGAACCAAGAGGAAUCUACUAUGUGGGAAGAUCAAGAAGAGGAGGAAGAUGAGGAAGAUGAAGGGUUAGCAGGACAGCUGUUGUCAGAUAUUCUUGCUACAAACAAGUAUGAUGAAGAUUAUUAUGAAGAUGAGGAUGAGGAUGAUCCUGAUGCACUGAAAGAUCCUCUUUAUCAAAUAGACCUACAGGCUUAUCUUACAGACUUCUUAUGUCAAUUUGCACAGCAGCCUUGCUAUGCAAUGUUCUCAGACCAUCUCAAUGACAAUGAAAGAAGGGUUCUUCAAACCAUUGGCAUAUAAUUGACAUAUCAUAUCUGGACCUUCAUUUUGUGGUUUAUUUCAUGUUUUGUGACUUAAACCUGAAGCAUUUCUAAUUAUUCAUCAGAUACUACAAACGUUUUUACUGCUCCUAAGAUGUAGGGGGUAAGAGAGCAACAAAGAAAUGUGCGUAGAGUUUUCAUACUGGAUUCGCACAAUGGGAACACUAUUCAGAUCAACUUUCCAGAAGAUGAUUAAAAUAAUGUGCCCUGCAGCCACUUUUCUUUCCUCCACUGAAAAGGCAUGUCACUGACUUUUCACAGCACAGUGUAUGGAAUGAGAAAGUUGUGGUUGUUUGUUUGGAUGUUUAUAUAAAUUGGGAAUUUUCCCCACUUCGCACUUAACAUUACACAGGGUAAAUUAUAUUGACGUACAUAUGACAUCUUUUAAAAAUAAACUUGAAUGAAAUAGAAUCUACGUGCAGUACAAGCAUUUGGAUUACAACUUGCAAAAAUUAUAUUAUGCUAAACCUCUAUUUGCAGAUGGAGGUUAAUGGAUUUCACCUAGGCUCCUUUACUAAAACUGUUAUGCACCCAUACUAAACAGACAAGCUACAUAAAGAAGCCUCCGUUCCUGUGGUUGCUGAUAACUGGUUUUCCAACCAAAUCUUUUUAUAUGAAAUUCUGAUUGUAUUUCAUUUGUCUGUUUUCUUCAUAAAUGCAGUUCAGAAACUUUUAGCAGAUACUUUUAGCUUUCUACACAGACAAGAAAUAUAUAAACAGCAUAAACCCACAAAUCAGUAUUUGUAUUUUAUAGAGCAGUACAUUGAAAUUUACUGGCUGGCAUGCAAGUAAGUACAAUGAUGCAUUUCACAAACACCUCUUUGCCUUUUUCUCCCUUUUUGGGAAAACUGAAUAAAAACUAUUCAAACAUACAUUGGUAUCUUUCUUUUUAAAAGAGAGGAGACAGUGUAUCUUUUGGGAAUCUCUUAUAAAUACUAAAUAUGUUCCUUUAACACUGAGAGGCUCCAUUUUCUCUGGACUGGAAGAAAUGUCUAUAUAUUCAGAUUGUUUUCUGAGUUUGGGUGAUUACUUCUUUUUCUUGGAUAAUGUGUAGCACCUACAUCAAUUUACUUCUGUGCUUUGGAUUGUUGAAGGCACAAAGUAACCAUUCUAAAACUCAAGUUGCAUUUGAAUAUAAUGAAUGUUCUUGCAAAUGAAAGGAUCUGACUAUGUACCUUUGGUGCCUGGUAUUCCUGUCCCUUUCAAACUGUGAAAGUAUUUCAAUUUUUUUUAUCUUGUGAGGGAAGUAAGUGAUUUUACAUAGUUUGUGUUACAUGUCAAAGCAACAUAGAUGUGUCUUAAAAAAUCAGAUAUGCAAAAUUAAAGAGCUCACAAUUCACCAAAUGUAAACAUGCAAUAGAGACAUUUCACACAUGUUGCAACUAAAGGUAUGUUGGAUUAGAUGCUCCAUGUAGUGGGAUGGCUGGUUGUUCUGAGCACUGCUUUGCAUGUACUGUAAACAUCUAAAGGUUAAUACCAUGUUAAUACCAAAAGCUCAUGAGUCAUUCUAGUUUGAGGACAACUAGGAGUUUUAAUAGUCCUUUACUUUAACAGCUGAUAUUUGUUUCAGCCCUGAAUUCUGUAGACCUGGGCUGCAAAUUUAUAGAAGAGUACAAAAAUAAAAAGAAUAGUACAGUGUGAAAAAAGUGUGUGUGUGUGUUGGGGGGGGGGGGGUGUAGAAAAACUAAAAUAAAGGAGACUUGCUGUGAGGAGCCACUAUGUAUUUUCUUUCCCCUCACCUGUUCAGUUGCAGGAGAUAUAUUUAGGUCACAUACUUUUCAAGCUUUUUGUAUGUACUAUAUGCAGAGUGCAUUUCUCUCAACUGCAGUUGUGAUUUUCCAUAUUUGCUUUUUAAUAAUUUAUAAAUAUUAGGCUUAUACUUGAGUUGAAACAUUAGGGACUAAUAUUUGGGGAAAUGGGGUGGGCUACAAAUAAGGUUACUAUUAUUAAGUAUUGAGAUUGACCCCUUGAUUACAUAGAUUAAUGUGCAUUCGCCAGUCUCAAUGGAACUACGUUCUGACUUUGUUGCUGAGAAUUGGGGAAAUUAUUUAAGGGGGUUCCCUUUAAGUAAUUUUCAAUUCCAUCCAAAUGCAAGUUAACAUUGUUUAUUGUUUUUUGUGUGGUAAAGUAAACCAGCCUUGUUUCCCUACCACUGAGUUCAUACAAUUGUUAUUUUAAGGCCUGCUACCAUUGUGCAACAUCAAUUAAAUGCUUACUGCAUGAAACCUAGAGUAACUUAGGUGCUCCCCAAAGUGCCAUGAUUAUUCAUCUCGUAGAGGACUGCAAAACAGUUAUUUAAUGUCUUCCUUUCUGCAUAUUUUUUCAUGGACAAAAAAGCCAAGAAGACAGCAUUGGACCAAAAUUGACAAGUUGUCCAUUCUACUGCAAGUAACCCAAUGUAGUUUCUAGCACUCCAUGAUUUUAGCGCUCUUAGGAAAUUAUUGAUUAGAUUCAUGAUUGUUCUCAAGUUCAUUGUAUCCCACAUUUUCUUGUGAAGGUAGCUAUCUUUUAAAUGUCUUUGUGUGUGUAUAUAUAUAUAUAUAUAUAUAUAUAUAUAUAUAUAUAUAUAUAUAUAUAUAUAUAUAUAUUAUUUGAUAUACAUAAGAAUCUAGUGCGAAGGAAGCAUUCCUAUUAUAUCUGUUACAAAUCAAUAGCUAAAUUUUGGGGUAGUGGGUAACAAUACUUGAUGGAGUUCAUAGUCCAUGUGGACCUUGGAAUAUUUUAUAGAAAUAAUGAUGUGAUAUGCUGGCAUCAAUUGUUGUUGAAAAGGACACGGACAAAUAUCUAUGACAUAUUGCAACUUAUAAAGUGCGUUUCUAUUGUCUUGCCAAAAAAUGUUUGGGUGAAUUCUUAAAAUAGAUGCCUUAAUAGGUUUUUGUGUAAAUGGUUAGUGAAAACCACAGCCUGUGAUACAAUGCAUUUUAAAGACCAAGUAUUAAACUUUUUUUCAUUUAAAUAGAUUCCCCUUCCAUUUCUUUCUUUUCUUCAGAAUUUCUAAUGUAAUUUGUGUUUCUCAUAAGAUAAUUGUAAAAACCAUAACUUAUCCUGUGUUUGAAAUGCAUAAGAUAAAGUGCACACUCAGGAGUUUAUAGCUCAGGAUGGCAUGUUAAAAGCUUAUUUAGGGUAGUAGAAAUAACUUUUAUCCCUGCCCUGUUUUAUAGCUUAUUAAUAUCAGAAUGAACUUUGCAUACUGAAGAAAAGACAGAAGAGUACCUCACAUUUUUAUUACUACUUAUAUGCCUGUUACUUUAAUCCCUAUGCCAAAUCUUGAUUAAGGAAAAUAGAAGUUUCAUUUUUAAUGGAUUACUCUUUUUAGAGAAUUGUCGGAACUUCAUACUAAUGAGAAAGAGAUUAAAUGCAAUUCUAGAAUCUGAAUAAUAGCUAUCUAUAAAUAUUGUUUGUGUCUUCUGUGUACAUAAAACUUAAUAAACACUGCAAGUGAA
This is a messenger RNA of Anolis carolinensis (green anole), 6676 nucleotides long. RefSeq names its product importin 9 (gene ipo9). Gene Ontology annotation, cellular component: nuclear envelope; cytosol. The record is from RefSeq and is a predicted model, not a curated record. Gene Ontology annotation, biological process: protein import into nucleus. The transcript is spliced from 24 exons. Lineage: Eukaryota; Metazoa; Chordata; Lepidosauria; Squamata; Anolidae. The coding region runs from base 109 to 3213 and encodes 1034 amino acids. Gene Ontology annotation, molecular function: small GTPase binding.